AUGGGGAAAGCUAAUGGGAUAAGCCCCCAUUGCUGGGCCAUGGCUGAUCGUAUCAUCGGAAUGCGAACUGCUCUGAAAGAAAACCUCGAAAACUUGGGGUCACGGCUUUCAUGGGAGCACAUAACCAAGCAGAUUGGCAUGUUUUGCUAUAGUGGGAUGACACCUGAAGAAAUUGAUCGUUUGACAAAUGAAUUUCAUAUAUAUAUGACCCGCAAUGGUCGUAUUAGUAUGGCAGGAGUUACUACAGGCAAUGUUGGAUACUUGGCAAAUGCUAUCCAUGAGGUUACAAGAUCUGCUUAG
This is a messenger RNA of Ilex paraguariensis (yerba mate), 300 nucleotides long. NCBI's taxonomy places the organism in Eukaryota, Viridiplantae, Streptophyta, Magnoliopsida, Aquifoliales, Aquifoliaceae. The record is from the annotation of a GenBank genome assembly.